Molecule: messenger RNA, 276 nt
Organism: Penicillium macrosclerotiorum
Lineage: Eukaryota; Fungi; Ascomycota; Eurotiomycetes; Eurotiales; Aspergillaceae
Exons: 2
Coding region: 1-276 (91 amino acids)
Source: RefSeq, a predicted model, not a curated record
AUGGGUCUCUCCGACUCUGCCAUCAUCGUUAUUGUCCUCGUGGCAUGCUUGUCGGUAACCGCUCUUGGCGCUGCGUUUUUCCGAAGCCGUCAUCCGGUCGAAGACGAGGGCCGGUAUAACACAUCCCAUGAGCAAGGACAGUAUAUGCGCACAGUCCGCAUGAGGAACUACGGGCAUUUGCGACAAGAAUCACUCGGGGCCGCAAAGGAUCUGGAAUCGCGAUAUACCAACGAUGAGUCCUCGGGCUAUUAUCAACCCCACACGCCUGCGGCAUGA